AUGAAGGAGUCGGCAGUGAGCGCCCUGAAGAAGAAAGGAUGGAACGUGAUCGAGUCUGACCUCUAUGCCUUGAAGUUUAAUCCCGUGGCGUCGCGGGAUGACAUAACAGGUAAACCUACUGAUCCAGAUCAUUUCAAGUAUUCAGCAGAGACUGCGCAGGCGUGGAAGGAAGGCCGCCUUGCCAAAGACAUCGUUGAAGAACAGAAGAAGCUUGAAAAGGCCGAUCUUGUCAUUUUCCAGUUUCCCGUGUAUUGGUUUGGGAUGCCCGCCAUAAUGAAAGGAUGGCUCGAUCGAGUGUUGACUUUGGGUUUUGCCUACACUUUUCAGACCAUGUUCUCAGAAGGACUAUUCAAGAAUAAGAAAGCUUUGCUUUCAUUCACAACUGGCGGUCCACAAUCAAUGUACACCCCUUCAGGGACGAACGGAGACAUGAACGUCAUUCUGUGGCCAAUCCAGAAUGGUAUUCUGAAUUUCUGUGGCUUUAAAGUCUUGGAGCCCCAAAUCUUAUACGCCGUGGCUCACGUGCCCCAGGAGGCCCGUGUGGGGAUGCUGAAGAGCUGGGAGAAGCGACUGGAGACCAUUUGGGAUGAAAAUCCAGUCAAAUUCCUUCCACUUCAAGACUUUGAAGGCUUCUCUGGUGGAUUUGUACUGAAGAAAGAGGUGGAGGAGUCGCUGUCUGAAUCCAAGUAUGCUCCAACGGUGGGGCAGCACCUGGGGAAGCCUCUACCACCUGACAGCCAGGUGAAAGCAGAAUGCUCCAAGCUGUAA
Staurois parvus is the source of this 768-nucleotide messenger RNA. NCBI's taxonomy places the organism in Eukaryota, Metazoa, Chordata, Amphibia, Anura, Ranidae. The record is from the annotation of a GenBank genome assembly.